Pristis pectinata (smalltooth sawfish) is the source of this 3169-nucleotide messenger RNA. It is a transcript of the gene sqstm1, whose product is annotated as sequestosome 1. Bases 278 to 1612 code for a protein of 444 amino acids. The record is from RefSeq and is a predicted model, not a curated record. Gene Ontology annotation, molecular function: zinc ion binding; protein kinase C binding; K63-linked polyubiquitin modification-dependent protein binding. Gene Ontology annotation, biological process: mitophagy; endosome organization; aggrephagy. Gene Ontology annotation, cellular component: amphisome; aggresome. The transcript is spliced from 8 exons. Lineage: Eukaryota; Metazoa; Chordata; Chondrichthyes; Rhinopristiformes; Pristidae.
AGCAGCCGGGGUGAAUCGCCGGUCGGUGCUCGGCUUCCCCCUGGGUGGGGACCGUCACACACACACGGAAGCGGCGGCUGUGGGGGGAGAAGGUCGGCUGGGAGCUGAGGGAGCGCCGCGGUGCCCGGGGAGGCGGGCGGAGGGAGGGACAGAGGGAGGCGGAUAUAAGGCGGCCGCCCGGCGCACCCUCCCCACUGCGCCCGGACGCCUGUCAGCACACGCACCGCAGCCCAGCCCAGGCUCCGCAAUUUCUUGCUGCGCCACCGACCGCCGACCGAUGGCUUUCAACGUGAAAGUCUACCUGCUGGCCAAGGAUGAGAGCAGCCGGGAGAUCCGGCGCUUCACCGUGGACCACAGCGUCUCCACCAGCUUCGCCCACCUCUACAAGAAGGUGGGCAGCGUCUUCCAGAGCCUCCGCUCCGACAACUUCCAGAUGUACUACAAAGACGAGGAAGGGGACAUGAUUGCUUUCUCCACUGAUGAUGAGCUGUCGAUGGCCCUGUCCUACCUUCAGGAUGGAACCUUUCGUGUCUACAUUAAAGAAAAGAAGGAAUACAAACAUGGCCAGGACAAGGCUGCUGGGAUGCUUCAUCCAAACAUCAUCUGUGAUGCCUGCAAUGGCCCAGUGAUUGGCCCUCGCUAUAAGUGCUCCAUGUGCCCCGACUAUGAUCUGUGUGGCAGCUGCAAGGGAAAGGGGUUCCACAAGGAACACGAGAUGAUACUCCUGCAGACCCCACAAUUCUUCCAUCCAUUUGAGCGGAUUCCCAGAGGAAUGUGGUUCCAUAAGAAGAGGAAUGCAGGUCCAUGUCGCUGGGCUAUGGUACAACAAGAUUCCUGCGCUCAGGCUGCAUCGUGCCCUGGUAGACAGCAGUCACCAGCAACUGAGCCAACCCCAGCUGAGCAAGCUUCUGAGAGCCACAGCCAGAGCCAGGAUAAGAACGUGAGCUACUUGCAGAGUGUGGGCCGAAAUGUGGCUGCAAUGUUGAGCCCCCUGGGUAUUGAUGUCGACAUUGAUGUGGAACACGGGGGCCAGCGGUUCAAAGCUGCUGAGUGCUCCAUAAACAGCCAGCCAGAGUCUGCAGGCAGCAGUGCACACUCUGAUCUACUGACUGCCAACCAGAACAAGCCGAGAGGAACCUCCAGCCUGGAGCAGAGUGAAGCGGUUCUAAUGGAUGUGGAACAGUCUGUCCCAAAUCCAAACUCUUUGGUGGCUUUUACUCCAAUAGACGGGGAGUCCAAGACUUCCAGUGUUGACAGCAACAGUGAAGAGGAAUGGACUCAUCUUUCACCAAAAGGGGUUGAUCCAUCCACUGGAGAGCUGCAGUCAAUGCAACAACUUAAUCUGCAUGACCUUGAGGAAGAACAGUCAUCAAACCUGCAACGAGGACCUGAGUCCUAUGAGCAGGGACCCACUGGUCUGAGGGAGGCAGCUGUGUAUCCUCACCUUCCACAGGAUGCAGAGCCCCGGCUGAUAGAAGCCCUGUCUCAGAUGCUGUCCAUGGGGUUUCACGAUGAUGAAGGCUGGUUGACCCGACUCCUGCAGGCCAAGCAAUGUGACAUUGGAGCAGCACUGGAUGCCAUGCAGCCUGCCAAGGGGUCAGCUCGCCAAUGAACCACUUUGAGGCAGAAAAUAUCCACCAGCAGCAAACAUCUAAUUAUUCUACUGUUGCAAUAUUACUAGGCUGUUGCACCUUCUGUUAAUGGAUUGCAACCAUACUCAUUGUGCUUAAACCAUUCUGCUUCUGAGAGGCUUGGCAGGGCUCAACAGGUUCUCAGUUGACCCAUUUCAAUUAGUAGCCUGGAACCUUCCCACUUCCAGGUAUCUUUCUCACAACAGUCAAUGUUUGAUUGGAUUUUUUAAAAAAUUAUGGCUAAAGCUUUUUGGUCACCCAAAUUACUUAGUAUUGUGUGAAAAUAAUCCUCUUGUAUGGGAGAAAUUCAACUUGUUGGUUUUCUAGCUUGGAUAGUAAUUACUUCAUUUCAUCACUGCUCUAUUCACAAUACUGUAUUCCAGGCCAGUCACUUCCUUUGCUAUGAUUUAAGGGACACAUGCAAGAGAAGUACAAACUUCACAACUAUUAUUGGAGCAACUGUCUACCACUCACUAUGAAGUAGCCACUUUGGUUACUGGGUGAGGUGCAGACUUGAUGGAAGUAGUUGGAUAAUAGCAGUACUGAUGUACAGGAAUUGUUUUUGUUUAGUUUCUUUGUUCGUUGUCAGGCACCACAAUCUCUUAAAAAUAAAAGAGGGACCAAUCUCUGUUUGUGCAGAGGAGAGAGAGAAAUAAAUGUUCCAAGGAGCCUUGGAGAACACUCUCUGGGAACAAUGAGUUGAGUCACUGCUUUGUAAUUGCAGGCAGGGUAACUCCAGCAGUAGCUCCCUCUUCCCUGUAGUGGCUAUAGAAGCCAGAGGAGGGAGAUUGCAUGUUAAAAGGGGCCAGGCAGGUGCAUGAUGCCUUCCUUUGGUGCAAUAAAGGAGCAAGACUGCCUGAAGUGUUUCCCAAGUGCAAACAAAUAGUUGACAGUAAGCAACAUGAGAUCUUAAGGAAUUGACUGGAGCUCAAAGAGCUGGGCUUCAGGGAGCUGCUUGGAGGGCAAGGCAGAUGUGCUAAGAGUUUUAGCAAAUGAAGUCACAGCUACCAUUAAAAACCAAGGGUGAGUCAGGAGCCAGAAAGGAGUGAGCUCAGCAUUAAAACUGGAAGGAGCCAGAAAGGAGUGAGCUCAGCAUUAAAACUGGAAGGAGCCAGAAAGGAGUGAGCUCAGCAUUAAAACUGGAAGGGGCAAGACCAUGAAAGUGUGUGAAAUCAAAGAUCAGAAUUUUAAAACAUUGGUGGACAACCAGUCAUCUUUUUAUCAACAAAGAUGUACAGUCUUGAUGUAAGGCAGACCCAUAAAACUCAGGACAGGCUGUCUGCAAGCUACAGAGGAGGUGCAAAAGAAGGUGUGGCUGCCAUUGGCUUUCUUCUCACUCAGCUGAUGUAGUCUAAAACAACUUGAAUGUAUCUCUCUCUCUCUUUUUUUCUCCCAUGCACUUCAUGUAAGUUUCCCUGUGUUUCAGUUCAGCCCUGCUCAGCCCUAGUAGAAUGAUCUUUAAAAUUAAUUCAGCGUCAGAACCUCUGUAUUUGUUAUUUUAUUCCUAGCAAUAAAAAGAUGCAUUUUAAAAAGCAAAA